Messenger RNA from Psylliodes chrysocephalus, 411 nucleotides. The record is from the annotation of a GenBank genome assembly. Lineage: Eukaryota; Metazoa; Arthropoda; Insecta; Coleoptera; Chrysomelidae.
AUGUUAGUACAAAAAGAAGAAACUAAAAGACAAAGAAACACAAAAGACGAGGAAAAUCAAGAAGAGACUUUACUUGGCUUUACUUUUUACAAACACCAAAGAGUCUGUAAAAUCAUGUUUUUGAACACAUUGGGAAUAAACGAAGGAUCUGUUAUUUACUGGAAAAACGAUUCUAAAAAUAAAGUUGAUAAUAGCAAACAACUAGGCUUAAUCGUGAAUAACCAUACUAAAGGUGUCAAGGAUAGGAAAGAAAUGUUGAUAGAAUUUUUUAGAGACUUCCCUAAAAUCGAGUCUGACUAUUGCCGUACUAGGUCGUCUAAAUUUUAUUUAGAUCCUGUUUUUGAAUCGAAAUCCGGCUUUUAUAAGUUUUAUAAGAGCUGGUGUCAUAAAAAAAGUUACACUCCUGUGUAG